AUGCAUAUUUAUGCUCUGUUCUUUGUGUGUCUGGCAGCUUGUGUGGCUUGGGCAGGACACCCGUCCUCACCACCUGUGGUAAACACUGCGCAUGGCAAAGUCCAGGGGAAGUACGUCAGCUCAGGACUCCCCCAGCCUGUGGCUGUUUUCCUGGGUGUUCCCUUUGCUAAACCCCCUCUUGGAUCCCUGAGAUUUGCUUCACCGCAGCCUCCAGAGCCAUGGAUCUUUGUGAAGAACACCACAACCUACCCUCCUAUGUGCUCCCAAGAUGUGGAGAGGGGAAAGCUGCUCGCAGAGACGUUUACCAACAGAAAGGAGAGCAUUGCUCUCCAGUUUUCUGAAGACUGUCUCUACCUAAAUAUUUACACUCCCGCCGACUUGACAAAGACCAGCAGGCUGCCGGUGAUGGUGUGGAUCCAUGGAGGUGGACUGGUGGAGGGCGGGGCGAUAGCUUAUAAUGGACUGGCCCUCUCUGCCCAUGAAAACGUGGUGGUAGUGGUCAUUCAGUACCGCUUAGGCAUCUGGGGAUCUUUCAGCACAGAAGAUGAACACAGUCGAGGGAACUGGGCCCAUUUGGACCAGGUGGCUGCACUGCGCUGGGUCCAGGACAACAUCGCCAACUUCGGAGGGAACCCAGGCUCUGUGACCAUCUUUGGGGAGUCAUCAGGAGGUCAAAGUGUCUCUGUUCUUGUGUUGUCUCCGCUGGCCAAGAACCUCUUCCACAGAGCCAUUGCUCAGAGUGGUGUGGCCCUUACUCCUGGUCUGGUUGGGAAUGGUAUCAGGCACAUAGCUGAGCAAAUUGCUGCCAUUUCUGGGUGCAAAACCACCACAUCUGCUGUCAUGGUUGACUGCAUGCGUCGGAAGACAGAGGACGAGCUCUUGGAGACUACCAUGAAAUUGAGUUAUUUUAGGCUUAAUUUACAUGAAGACAACAAAAAGAAUCAUAUCUACAUACCAAGUCUGAUUGAUGGAGUGCUGCUACCAAAGGCACCGGGAGAGAUUCUUGCUGAAAAGAAUUUCAACACUGUCCCCUUCCUAGUGGGGAUUACCAAGCACGAGUUUGGCUGGAUUAUACCAAAGAUGAUGGGCAUUCCACCUGCUGAAGUAAAAAUGGACCAAAAGAUGAUCACAUUACUCCUGAAGAAGUUUUCUUCCACAUUUGGAAUUCCUGAGGAUAUACUUCUGGCUGCCUCUGAGAAGUACCUAAAAGGUACAGAUGACCCAGCCCACAAAAGAUACCUGCUCCUGGAGUUGUUUGGGGAUGUGAUGUUUGGCAUCCCCUCUGUGAUUGUAUCCCGAAGUCAUAGAGAUGCUGGAGCCCCCACCUACAUGUAUGAGUUUCAGCAUCGUCCAAGCAUCUCAUCAGACGAGAGACCCAUGACUGUGAAAGGAGACCAUGGGGAUGAGAUUGAUUCUGUCUUCGGUGGCCCAUUUUUAAGAGGAGUUUCCUCAAAAGAGGAGCUCAACCUCAGCAAAAUGGUGAUGAAAUACUGGGCCAACUUUGCUCGGAAUGGGAACCCUAAUGGGGAGGGACUGCCCCAUUGGCCAGUGUAUGACCAGAAGGAAGGGUACCUACAGAUUGAUGUCACCACCCAGGCAGCCCAGAGGCUGAAGGACAAGGAAGUGGCUUUGUGGACUGAGCUCCUUGCCAAGAAGCCACUCCAGACACAACACACUGAGCUGUAA
Jaculus jaculus (lesser Egyptian jerboa) is the source of this 1686-nucleotide messenger RNA. Its product is annotated as carboxylesterase 1E-like. Gene Ontology annotation, biological process: lipid catabolic process. The coding region runs from base 1 to 1686 and encodes 561 amino acids. The record is from RefSeq and is a predicted model, not a curated record. Gene Ontology annotation, molecular function: carboxylic ester hydrolase activity. Lineage: Eukaryota; Metazoa; Chordata; Mammalia; Rodentia; Dipodidae. Gene Ontology annotation, cellular component: lipid droplet; endoplasmic reticulum. The transcript is spliced from 14 exons.